AUGAGCCCCGCAGCAUCAUUGAACGGUUCUUACCAUGCAUCCUGUGCAUCCGACCAUGAAGAGUCGAGCUUCCUAAAGCGCAUUCGUGUCCUCCACUGGGUUCGACUAGGACUUGCGUUUCUUGCUUUAGGCAUUUCCAUCUCCAUCAUAGCUUGUGAGGUUGCGCCUUAUCGGCAUUACCGAAGCACAUCUGCAUACGAGAGCGUCGGGCUCUACCUGUGGCCCUUGAACUUCGACUUGCGUCCAACCAUUGCUCUCCUGGCAUGUGGCUGCGUAAUCGCCUUCCUGAGUCUGUUCUUCAUCAUUGUCGCUCUUCUGCCCUCGCCCCAUUCACAUAUUAGACGCGUGAACAUGGCCGCGGUUGCAACCUCGGCUUCUGGAUUCAUCGCUGCACUCGUGGGACUCAUUUUCGCCAUCUAUCUCCCAGGGUCAUCUUACCCCGAUGAUUUUGACGGCGUCGAAACCCUCCACUCCUGGACCUGCAAGUGGAAGCGCUCCCACGACCUCCCGGGGGGGUUUUCAAACGAAGACGAGACGGCCUCGCCUGUCCCGUCCCAGUUUGCACGAGACUGCUCAGCGACCUAUGCUGCGUUCAUUCUGCUGGGCUUCCUGAUCGGACUCGAAAUCAUCAUGGGUGUUGCUGCCGGAGUGGGCACUUGGCUUGAAUUGAGCGUUGCUAAACAGCGAGGCCAGGAUCAGUACCACCUUGAGAAGGUUGAAACUACCUUUAAGCAGCAUAGGUAA
This is a messenger RNA of Aspergillus calidoustus, 744 nucleotides long. The record is from the annotation of a GenBank genome assembly. Lineage: Eukaryota; Fungi; Ascomycota; Eurotiomycetes; Eurotiales; Aspergillaceae.